Miscanthus lutarioriparius is the source of this 1686-nucleotide messenger RNA. Lineage: Eukaryota; Viridiplantae; Streptophyta; Magnoliopsida; Poales; Poaceae. The record is from the annotation of a GenBank genome assembly.
AUGUCGAUCGACCUGCAGGGUGAUGUGGUGUUCGAGGUGGACGCCAUCGGCUGGGCUCCCUCCGGUGCGCGCACGGCGCUGUCCCUGCACCACGAGCUGGACCCGGCCAGGCUCCCCGCCGCUAAUAAAGGGGAGGCCACCGUCGGCGGGCACGAGCGCACGCCCAGCGGGCGGUACGUCCUCGCGACGGGGCUCGCCGACGAGGAGGACGGCCUGUGCCAGGCGAUCACGCCGGGCGCGCUCAAGCCCCGGGUCACGUACCGUGUCGCCGGAUGGAUCAGCGUCAGCGUAGCGGCGGCGCCAGGCGCCGGGGUGGGAGGAACAACGACCUAUCAUCCCGUGCACGUCAGCAUCCGCGUCGACGACGGCCGCUGCGUCAUCGACGGCGGCGCUGUCGCCUGCUCCGCCGCCGCCUCCGAGUCGGAGGCAGCAGGCGGCGGCAGCAGGUGGGCGGAGAUCAAGGGCGCGUUCCGGCUGAAGGAGAGCCCCCGCAGCGCGGCGGUGCACGUGCAUGGGGUGCCUGCCGGCGUGGACGUGAAGGUCAUGGACCUUCGGAUCAUCGCCACCGACCCAAAAGCGCGCUUCAGCUACCUCAAGGACAAGACGGACAAGGUGCGCAAGCGUGACGUGGUUGUGAAUGUGGCCGGCGGUGCCCCGGCGGGCGCGUCCGUGCGCGUGGUGCAGCUGGACAGUGCCUUCCCCAUUGGCAGCUGCAUCAACGGCACGGUGAUCCAGGACCCGGCCUUCGUGGACUUCUUCACCAACCACAUGGACUGGGCCGUCUUCGAGAACGAGCUCAAGUGGUACUGGACCGAGGCGCAGCGCGGGCAGCUCAACUACGCGGACGCCGACCGCCUGCUCGACUUCUGCGACCGCGCGGGCAAGCCCGUGCGGGGCCACUGCAUCUUCUGGGCCGUCGACGGCGACGUGCAGCAGUGGAUCAAGGACAUCGCCGCCUACGACCGGGACCAGCUCAUGGCUGCCGUGCAGGCACGCCUCAACGGCCUCCUCGGCCGCUACGCGGGGAGGUUCCCGCACUACGACGUCAACAACGAGAUGCUGCACGGGCGCUUCUUCCGCGACCGCCUGGGCGACGACGUGGCCGCGCUCAUGUUCCGCGAGGCGGCCCGCCUGGACCCGGGCGCCGCGCUCUUCGUCAACGACUACAACGUCGAGUGCGGCAACGACCCCAGCGCCACGCCGGAGCGGUACGUGGAGCUCAUCCGUUACCUGCAGUGGCGCGGCGCGCAGAUCAUCUGCGACGCGCUCGACGCGCUCUCCGCGGCCACCGACCUGCCUAUCUGGUUUACGGAGCUCGACGUGGGCGAGCCCGACGACGCCCUGCGGGCCGACGACCUCGAGGCCGUGAUGCGCGAGGCGUACGCGCACCCGGCCGUCCAGGGCGUCGUGCUCUGGGGGUUCAUGCAGGGAUACAUGUGGAGGCAGGACGCCGCCCUCGUCAACAGCGACGGCACAGUCAACGACGCCGGCCAGAGGUUCAUUGACCUCCGGAGGGAGUGGACCUCCGACGCGCGGGGCCGCCUCGACGCCGAUGGACAGUUCAAGUUCAGGGGCUUCCACGGCAACUACGUGGCGCAGGUCACCAUGCCCACGGGGACGAAGAUGCUCAAGGCGUUCAGCGUCGACAAAGGGGACACGCCUCUCGUCCUGGACAUGGAUAACUGA